GUGGACUUGGGCGGCGCUGCCUGGUGGGUCAGCCGGGCGGGAGCGGACCCGGACACCCUGUGCCCGCGCCGUCCGCGCCCGAUGCAGCCGCCCCCGGACGAGGCCCGCAGGGACGCGGCCGAGGACGCCCAGUGGUCCAGACCCGAGUGCCAGGUGUGGACAGGGACGCUGCUUCUGGGGACAUGCCUGCUAUACUGCGCCCGCGUCAGCAUGCCCGUCUGUGCCGCCGCCAUGAGCCAGGACUUCGGCUGGAACAAGAAAGAGGCCGGUGUCGUGCUCAGCAGCUUCUUCUGGGGCUACUGCCUGACUCAGGUGGUGGGUGGCCACCUGGGGGACCGGAUCGGGGGUGAGAAGGUCAUCCUGCUGUCGGCUUCUGCCUGGGGCUUCAUCACCGCCGCCACGCCGCUGCUCUCCCACCUCGGCAGCGCCCACCUGGCCUUCAUGACCUUCUCUCGCAUCCUCACGGGCUUGCUCCAAGGGGUUUACUUCCCUGCGCUGACCAGCCUGCUGUCCCAGAAGGUGCAGGAGAGAGAGCGAGCCUUCACCUACAGCACCGUGGGGGCCGGCUCCCAGUUUGGGACGCUGGUGACGGGGGCCGUAGGCUCCCUGCUCCUGGACUGGUACGGCUGGCCGAGCGUCUUCUAUUUCUCGGGUGGGCUCACCCUGCUGUGGGUGUGUUACGUGUACAGGUGUCUGCUGGGUGAGAAAGAUCUCAUCCUGGCCUUGGGCGUCCUGGCGCAGGGCCUGCCGGUGUCCAGACACACCAAGGUGCCCUGGAGACUGCUCUUCCGAAAGCCUUCUGUGUGGGCGGCCAUCACCUCCCAGCUCUCAGCGGCCUGCUCCUUCUUCAUCCUCCUCUCCUGGCUGCCGACCUUCUUUAAGGAGACCUUCCCCAGCUCCAAGGGCUGGGUCUUCAACGUGGUGCCCUGGCUGGUGGCCAUUCCUGCCAGUCUGUUCAGCGGGCUUCUCUCAGACCGUCUCAUCAAUCAGGGUUACAGGACCGUCACUGUGCGGAAGUUCAUGCAGGUGAUGGGCCUCGGUCUGUCCAGCGUUUUUGCCCUGUGUUUGGGCCACACCUCGAGCUUUUGUAAGUCUGUGGUCUUUGCAUCAGCCUCCAUCGGCCUCCAGACCUUCAACCACAGCGGCAUUUCCGUUAAUAUCCAGGACCUGGCCCCGUCCUGUGCCGGCUUUCUGUUUGGUGUGGCCAACACAGCUGGGGCUUUGGCAGGAGUCGUGGGCGUGUGCCUCGGUGGCUACCUCAUCGAGACCACGGGCUCCUGGACGUCUGUGUUCAACCUGGUGGCAGCCAUCAGCAGCCUCGGGCUAUGCACCUUCCUGGUGUUCGGGAAGGCCCAGCGGGUGGACCUGAGCCCCGCCCACGAGGACCUCUAGCCGACCGACCCGCCGUCCCCGAGGGCCCAGAGCCAUCAGCCUCGGGGACAGCGCUCAGCUUAGAGGCCCCCUGCCCCUGGCCCGCAGUGUGAGCAGAGGAGAGGCUGCCUCAGCCCAGCAGGGGGGUGCAGUCCGGUCCCCCCGCCCUUGGGGGUAGCAGCCUCCUUACACCUGUGCUGGGCCCUCACGGUGGGUGGAUUAGUAUCUUUAGUAGCAGCAGCUUCGUCGCAGACACGGUCUGUUCCUCGUAGAUCCGUACAAGCCCCACGUGGUCAGCCCGCCCCGGGACCGUGUCACCGCAGGGCAGGGCGCCCCACUGGAGUCUCUCCCCCAGACUGCUUGGCUCUGUUUCUCAGCCCUUGGGGCCGGAUCAUGCUCCGUGGUGGGCCGUCCUGUGCACCGCGGGGUGUUUAGCAGCAUCCCUGGCCCCCACCCACCAGAUGAGCCCCCCCCAGUCAUGACGGCCAACCCUGUCUCCUGACAUCACCAAGUGUCCCCGGGGGACCCGCCCCUGGCUGAGGAGCACGGCUCUAGAAGAAGGCCGGGGAGGGCUGUGGAGUUUCCACUUCUCCAAGCAGCCAGGCUGAGGCCCCCCCAGUUCGAUGGGUGGGCAGAAGUGGGGGCUCGAGGCCCCUGUGCAUCGUUGGGAACCCUGCCCCCGGCGUCCCCUCCCAUGGAUUCCCAGGCACUGGCGAUGCGUCCUGCUCCCCUGGUGCCUGGCGAGGGCGCGUGGGCUCCCGCUCCUGGCCGGGACACGCCCUGGGACCAGCGAACCCACCGGCCCGCCUUGUCUUUCUCCCUCCUUGUUUACAAUAGAGGGGCCGGUCGUCUCGCGGAUUAAUAAUGGAUUUUGCAAGAUGUAUGUGCAGAGAAAAGAAACUAUGAGAAUGUGGAAAAGCAUACC
This is a messenger RNA of Physeter macrocephalus (sperm whale), 2296 nucleotides long. It is a transcript of the gene SLC17A9, whose product is annotated as solute carrier family 17 member 9. The record is from RefSeq and is a predicted model, not a curated record. The transcript is spliced from 13 exons. NCBI's taxonomy places the organism in Eukaryota, Metazoa, Chordata, Mammalia, Artiodactyla, Physeteridae. Gene Ontology annotation, molecular function: transmembrane transporter activity. Gene Ontology annotation, cellular component: membrane. The coding region runs from base 82 to 1392 and encodes 436 amino acids. Gene Ontology annotation, biological process: transmembrane transport.